AUGAUCGACCCGCAGUCGUACGAGGUGCUGUACGAGGAGCCGGACGACAAGAUCGAGUCGAUCGACGCGCUGCUCGAGGAAUUGCCCGACAACUCGCCGCGGUUCGUCGUGCUCAGCUACUCCAAAACGCUCGAUGACGGCCGGCUCAGCAACCCGCUCGUGCUCGUGUACCACCGCCCGCUGACGGCAAAGCAGGACGCCAAGAUGCUCUACGCGGGGUGUCUCGAGCAGUUCAAGGGCGAGGUCAGCGCGAACCGACAGCGCCCGGGGCCACGGUCUGCGAGGGCUUCUGAGCCCUCUGUGUGUGUCACGUGCGCGGUGGUAGAUAAUUUUCAAGGUCAAAAAAUUUUUCCUCAAAAUAUUCUAUCAACAUGGGUCGUAUGCACAGCAAAGUGGGUAGCGUAUAGCCCAAUACACGCCUUUGAUUCGGGCUGCAGCGGUGCAGGCUGCGCAGCACCAAUCCUAUGCCAUGUAUUGGAUAAGUAUCGAAUACUAACCGUCCAGGGAAAAGGAAUUUCUUCCUCCGCCAUUCCAUACUCGAGAAACGUUCCGUCCUGGUUCAAGCUCUCGUCCGAGGAUGUUGUUGAGCAGAUCAUCAAGUACGCCAGAAAGGGUCUGACUCCCUCGCAGAUCGGUGUCAUCCUGAGAGACGCCCACGGAGUCAACCAGGCCAAGGUCAUCACCGGCAACAAGAUCCUGAGAAUCCUCAAGUCCAACGGGCUUGCUCCGGAGAUCCCAGAGGACCUGUACUACCUGAUCAAGAAGGCUGUUUCCGUGAGAAAGCACCUGGAGAGAAACAGAAAGGACAAGGACUCCAAGUUCAGACUCAUUCUGAUCGAGUCCAGAAUCCACAGACUCGCCAGAUACUACAGAACGGUUGCUGUGCUGCCACCAACCUGGAAAUACGAGUCUGCCACUGCUUCUGCCCUGGUCAACUAG
Ogataea haglerorum is the source of this 939-nucleotide messenger RNA. RefSeq lists its product as uncharacterized. Gene Ontology annotation, molecular function: structural constituent of ribosome; small ribosomal subunit rRNA binding; actin binding. The transcript has 2 exons. Gene Ontology annotation, biological process: translation. NCBI's taxonomy places the organism in Eukaryota, Fungi, Ascomycota, Pichiomycetes, Pichiales, Pichiaceae. The record is from RefSeq and is a predicted model, not a curated record. Gene Ontology annotation, cellular component: ribosome; cytosolic small ribosomal subunit; nucleolus. Bases 1 to 939 code for a protein of 312 amino acids.